AUGAGUGCAUCUCUUGUCAAACUCGUCCAAUCUUGUACAGAUUAUGUAUUUGUAGGUCAAGAUACACCUAUAGGUGAACGAAUGCUACAAGGUGCAGUCUUGGUAGAUAAUGUGAACAUAGCGAACAUUGAGACAAUUUUAGACUUUAAUCUUAGCGGUGAAGCAUCAACAGUAUUGGCUGAAAUGAAGAUAGCCUUAAAUGCUUAUCUACAGGAGCUAGUUGAUUCCCCUGUUAGAUCUUUAUCAGAUGUAAUAAUCUUCAAUCAGAAAAAUUCUGAAUUGGAAAUGCUCAAGGAAUUUGGUCAAGAUAUAUUUUUGGCAGCUGAAAUAACAAAUGGAAUUGGGGUAACAGAAUUGAAAGCUUUGAGGAAUUUAUCAAGAUUAACAAGAGAUGGAUUCCAAAAAUUGAUGGAAAGAUAUAAGUUGGAUGCAUUGGUGACUGCUGGUUCUGAUGUUGCUGCUGUUGUUGCUAUUGGUGGAUUUCCAGCAAUUACUGUGCCUGCUGCAUAUGACAAAGAGGUGCCUAUUGGCAUUUGUUUUAGUGGGUUGAAAGGGUCUGAGCCUAAAUUAAUUGAAAUUGCCUAUGGCUUUGAGCAAGCAACCCUGAUUAGAAAACCUCCUACAUUUUUACCCUGA
Nicotiana attenuata is the source of this 636-nucleotide messenger RNA. Its product is annotated as putative amidase ARB_02965. The transcript has 3 exons. Lineage: Eukaryota; Viridiplantae; Streptophyta; Magnoliopsida; Solanales; Solanaceae. The record is from RefSeq and is a predicted model, not a curated record. The coding region runs from base 1 to 636 and encodes 211 amino acids.